Metschnikowia bicuspidata var. bicuspidata NRRL YB-4993 is the source of this 333-nucleotide messenger RNA. RefSeq lists its product as uncharacterized. NCBI's taxonomy places the organism in Eukaryota, Fungi, Ascomycota, Pichiomycetes, Serinales, Metschnikowiaceae. Bases 89 to 259 code for a protein of 56 amino acids. The record is from RefSeq and is a predicted model, not a curated record. The transcript has 2 exons.
AGUGAGACUGGUGAUGGACUCCUCAUCCCCACGAACCAGAGACGAAGCCAGACUCCGUCGGGAAUGAUGCUUUCGUUCUCACCCAUAGAUGCGCUCGUUGUCACAUCCCAGGAUCUGCCACGCCAUUCACACAAGUCUAAUUACUUUUGGGACCAUGCUAGUUCUUGUCAUUCAGUGGGGAGUGCGCACGGCCGCGGACUGCCCGGUUCAGCGCUCUUCGCCCGUCUGUAUCAUCCUAGUUUUAACAGCCCCAGUUUGAACAGUCCAAGCAACCGGCUUACAGCUCGAUUUCCCAGUCCUGCGAGCUCAAGCUGCCAACCUUCACCUUCAGCA